Molecule: messenger RNA, 1621 nt
Organism: Polistes dominula (European paper wasp)
Lineage: Eukaryota; Metazoa; Arthropoda; Insecta; Hymenoptera; Vespidae
Product: odorant receptor 13a
Biological process (GO): sensory perception of smell; detection of chemical stimulus involved in sensory perception of smell
Cellular component (GO): plasma membrane
Molecular function (GO): olfactory receptor activity; odorant binding
Source: RefSeq, a predicted model, not a curated record
ACAGAUUCAACAGUAUGUUGCUUAUGCAAAUGAUUGGUUGUACUGUACAACUUUGUGUACAAUCGUAUCAAGCAAUUUCGGCCCUUGUUGACGAUGACCAAGGAUUAUUAAUAGUCCGAUUAUUCUUUUUUGCGGUAUAUACAACGUACGUUAUGCUUCACAUUUAUUUAUAUUGUUAUGUUGGUCAGAAACUUUUUACUGAGGGUACGGAAAUGGCUUAUGCUGCGUAUAAUUGCAAUUGGUAUAAUUUAUCACCAAACGAUGCUAAAUGUUUAACAAUAAUAAUGUCACGUGCACAAAUAUCAUCACGUAUUACUGCAGGAAAAUUUUGUUCUUUCAAUCAUGUACUUUUUAGCAAUAUUUUGAAAACAUCCAUGGGUUACUUGUCCGUUCUGUAUGCAAUGAAAACUAAAGAUAUGGAAUCUCAACAUGCUAAAGUAUCCUACGUGGAUUAUAUUUGUGGCUGGAAUCGUUAUUCUAUGAAGAUAUUGGGAAUUUGGCCGAAUGAAAGAAAAAUCAAUGAAACAUCGAGUUACUUGGUCCUACUACCACUUAGCAUGAUGUUAUUAUUCAUCAACAUACCACAAACAAUAAAUCUCUACUUCAUAUGGGGUGAUAUCGAUCUGAUUAUCGAAAACUUAUCGAUAGGAAACAUGACCGUGUUUAUUGCGAUCUUGAAGACGAUUAUCUUUUGGUUCAGUGGAGGAUCUAUUAGAAUUCUUCUAACGAACAUGGAAAAGGAUCGAAAAGAAACUAAUGCCAAAAAUGAAGUUAGAAGAAUGAUGAAGAUUGCGAAUAUUUGCAGAAGGAUAUCAAUCGUUUGUACUUUAACAUAUUACAUGGUCAUUAUUCUUUUUAUUAUUUUACAUUUAUUAUUGAUACGUUAUAUCGGACGUAUUCUUAUAAUACGUUCAUAUUUUCCAUACAACAUACAAUCAACACCGAAUUACGAGUUAACCAUUUUUGCUCAAAUAUUGGCUGCAUGCUGCACAGGCGGUGUUUAUACAUCGGUAGACACUUUUGUGGCUACAUUGGUGUUUCAUUUGUGUGGACAAUUGAACAAUUUGAAACAUAGUUUGAGAGAUUUGUAUUCUAACGAUUGCAAUGAAAUUAAAUUGAAAAUUGCUAAGAUCGUUAAGAAACACAAUUCUUUGAAUAGAUUUACCAAAACAAUCGAACAAAAAUUCAAUGGCAUGUUACUGUUACAAAUGCUCGGCUGUUCGUUGCAACUUUGUGCUACGUGUUUUCAAAUACUUAUGGCUCUUGCAGGAAAAAAUGGAGUUAUCUUAGUUCAAACAACUUUCUUAUCAGCAUAUUUAAUAUAUAUAUUACUUCAAAUCUACCUGUACUGUUAUAUCGGUGAGAAACUUAUUUCAGAGAGUAUUGGAAUUUUUGAUGCUGCCUACGAAUGCAAAUGGUAUACUUUACCACCUAAUGAAAUUAAAUCAUUAAUAAUAAUCAUGAUUAGAGCCAAAGUACCACUACACAUAACUGCAGGAAAAUUUUGUUCAUUCAGAUAUCAACUAUUCUGCAAUAUUUUGAGAACGUCGAUGAGUUACUUAUCAGUACUUCAUGCAAUGAAUAUAGUAAAUACCAAAUAAAAUAUGCAAGUAUAUUAAAA